Molecule: messenger RNA, 1238 nt
Organism: Achroia grisella
Lineage: Eukaryota; Metazoa; Arthropoda; Insecta; Lepidoptera; Pyralidae
Exons: 8
Coding region: 57-1085 (342 amino acids)
Molecular function (GO): protein binding
Source: RefSeq, a predicted model, not a curated record
AUCUAGUGUCGUAAAUAUUUUAGAUUAUUGUAUUUUUUUAUUAACUUACUUCUGAAAUGUUGGAUCAUGACGAUGAGGUGUCUUUUAAAAAGAAAACCGAUAGUCAAAUACGACGAGCAAAAUUCAUAGUGCAACGCCGAGCAUCGUCUACCAUCGUGCCCGAGAAGCAGAGACACUUCAUAACACCAAACAAAACCAGAUGCAAAGCAUAUACUUGCUUUCCACAUGAAGACCCUUAUAAAAAAACCAAGAAACUGAAUCCCUGCCUCAAAUCGCCAACCACUUUAUACGAGAUGGCUGAACAAAUCGUCAACAGAAUGAGGUUUCCUGAUGCCUUAUCCUGGAGUGUUGAGGAUGUAACCAAAUGGAUGGUGGACUUAGGGCUUCCUCAGUAUCAGGAAUGUAUAAAAGAAAACUGUAUAAACGGUACCCGACUUUUGAUGUUGGAAGACCCUUCGAAGCUACCUGAGAUCAAUAUUCAUGACUUCAAAGAUAUACAGUUGAUAUCAAACAGCGUGCGACAGCUAUUUCGGACAGAGUUCAUAAGAUUUACAAGAAGCAUAGCCCUGCCAACAAGGAAACCGUUAACGCUUUGCACUUGGUUCAAAUCCCGGACGGGACCAAAUUGGGGUAUUAGGAAGAAUUGGAAUCGAUGCGACCUUUUAAGGGGAAUGGAGAUCAUAAUGGGUUCACCAGUGUACAGAGACCAUUGGGAUUUGGUAUGGUAUCAGAAACCAGAUUUCCCUAAAGUGAUGUUCGCUAGAGUGCCCAAGCCUGAAUCUCAAGUUCAUAUACCACAUUAUAAACCAAUAAAAGAAGUCUGCAAUGAGUUCAUGGUACCCCGUAAAUUUCGCAUCCAAACCGGUAUUCCUGAAGAGGAUCAGAUGAUUUGGAUGGAACACCGUCCUGGUUCACUAGACUUUAGAAGAGAGAAGCACGGAGAAGGGAAGAAAAAGGAAAAGAAGAUGUUGACGAUUCCGAAAGAGUGCAGACUGAUGCCAAAGAAAGUGUCAUUGACAGGGCUGACGGGGAAGAACUUGAUCUUAGCGAGGAGGAAGAUGGCUAUACCUAAGUUCUUGCCUUAAUUUUGUAUACCGUUGAGAAAAUAUUACUUCAUUUCAAAUUCUUAUCUUAUGUCAAAUCUACCGUCAGUUCAGAAUGAUUGCGAGAUGAAAAGAACUGACAAGAAACUCAGCUCGUAUUCUUUUCAAAUAAAUGUUGUACAAGUUUACAAUAAA